This is a messenger RNA of Emiliania huxleyi CCMP1516, 1179 nucleotides long. RefSeq lists its product as hypothetical. Gene Ontology annotation, cellular component: cytoplasm; intracellular membrane-bounded organelle; membrane. Lineage: Eukaryota; Haptophyta; Isochrysidales; Noelaerhabdaceae. Gene Ontology annotation, molecular function: exo-alpha-sialidase activity. The transcript has a single exon. Gene Ontology annotation, biological process: ganglioside catabolic process; oligosaccharide catabolic process. The record is from RefSeq and is a predicted model, not a curated record. Bases 1 to 1179 code for a protein of 392 amino acids.
AUGUUGAGACUGAUGAUAUUGUCGUGCCUGUGCAUUGCUGCUGCAUCUGCCCAGGCACCGCCGAACCCGUGCACGGCCGCCGAGUGCACGCCAAUCUUUUACCCCGGCUUGAACGGCUCCCAGUGCUAUCGGAUCCCGAGCAUUAUCGCGACGCACAGGGGCACGCUGCUCGCGUUCGCCGAGAACCGCCUUGGCGGCUGCGGCGACCAGGGCAUGCACAAUCUCGUGGUGCGGCGGAGCUCGGACAACGGCGCGACGUGGGGCCCGCUCAUUACCGUCUUUGCCGGCGUGGUGCCCUGCCCGGGCUGCCCAGCCGCCGUGAGCAACCCAAAUCCCGUCGAGGUGACCUUUCCCAACGGAACGCGCAGCAUCCUGCUCGCCUUCGACACCAUGAACAACCCAAGCGUCGCGCACCACGGCCUGGACAUGACCAUGUGGAGCCACGACGACGGGGUCAGCUGGGUCGGCGCCCGCGCAACCGAGUAUCCGCCGCAGCCGAACGUCGGCAGCCUCAUCGGACCGGCCGUUGGGCUGCAGCUGCAGGCGCCCGAGGCGCGGGGCCAAAUCGUGUUCUGGAUCACGUCCGGCUUUGGGUUCACGUCCGGCUUCCUCGCGGUCUCCAAGGACUACGGCGAGACCUUCACCGCGUCGCAGCACGUGCUCAAGGAGCCGGGCAGCGAGUGCUCCAUCGCGUUUGCCGCCGGCCCCGGCAACUCCACCCUCAUCAUGAACUGCCGGUCGGGCCAGGAUUCGCGCCGGGCACAGCUGUACUGGAGCCUGCUGGACAACGGGACGUACGCCUCGACCGAGCCAACCUACCCGACCCAGCUGACCGACCCUGGCUGCCAGGGCUCUAUCCUGAGCGCGGCCGCCGGUGCCGGGUCGGUGCCGGGCUCGGGGUCGGGCGCGGGAGCCGCCACCCACGUGCUGUACACGAGCAACGCGGCGUCGACCUCAGCGCGCGAGCGCAUGACGAUCCACCGCAGCGACGACGGCGGCGUCAGCUGGAGCGCGGGGCAGGUCAUCCACGCCGGUCCCAGCGCGUACUCGCAGCUCGUGCAGCUCCCCAACGGCUCCAUGGCGGUGCUGUUCGAAGCGGGGGUGCGGGGCGCGUACGAAACCAUCAGCUUCGCGCCGUUCGCUUGGACCCCGCCCCACACAGGGCCGGAUUUUUACUGA